AUGGAUGAGUUCGACGACGAAGGUGACGUGGAAGAGACGGAAUUCCUGGAUGAAGCGGGAGAGGAUGAGAAGGAGGGCUCUGGGGACGAGAUUCCUGAAGAACUGAACGAAGAGGAGAUCAUCGACAUUGGUGCACUCGCGGAAGUCCAAGAUAAAGUCUUUGAGGCCUGGGCGGGAUGA
Molecule: messenger RNA, 180 nt
Organism: Cladocopium goreaui
Lineage: Eukaryota; Dinophyceae; Suessiales; Symbiodiniaceae
Source: the annotation of a GenBank genome assembly